Messenger RNA from Colletotrichum fioriniae, 828 nucleotides. The record is from RefSeq and is a predicted model, not a curated record. NCBI's taxonomy places the organism in Eukaryota, Fungi, Ascomycota, Sordariomycetes, Glomerellales, Glomerellaceae.
AUGUCGAACCCUACGCCAGCCCAGGAAGAAUUCAAUGCUCUACUAGCAGCCAACUCCCGUGACACCAGCAAAGUACAUCCCGAAGACCGAGACCACGACCGUCGCGAACAAGACAGCAUUGACCUCGACGAGGAAGAGAGAUAUCGCAACUCCCAAAUCGACGCCGCCAUGCGUAUGCCAUCUCUUGGCCAGACCGGCUCCGACCUGAAGCUGCCCCCGGCUAGCUUCGAUGCCGGUCGUACCACUGGUGUCAAGGGCGUCAUCGCCGAUGCUCGCAAUUACGAGAACGCUCGCAAGACUUCCUUCAUGAGCCGCGCGCGCACCACAGUGAGGCGCUCCAUCUUCGGCCUCGACAACAUCAACUCUCAGCCGCCACCAUCAAACAAGAGCGAAAGCGAGACGGACGAAGGCAACGGCAGCGACUCUGACGACAGCUUCAUGCAGCAAUGGCGCGAGAGCCGCCGAAGAGAACUCGAGAGCGACUCCAACAAGGUCAUCCGGAACCGGAGAACGAGUCCUAGUGUGCGAAUUUACGGACGUCUGGAUGAGGUGGAUGCCUUGGGCUACCUCGAUGCCAUUGAGAAGGUUGCGCGGGACACUGUUGUUGUCGUCUUCGUCUAUGAUCCAGAGCACUCAACAAUACACUUUGUCAAGGUACACUAUCUUGACAUUGAGUUCGACAACGCCGCCGUGCCUGCUAUUUUGGCGUACCGCAACCAGGGUGACAUGAUCGCCAACCUUACAGGCAUCAUUGAAAUGAUCCCCGAUGACGAGAUGUUUGGUACCGACACGCUGGCACGGCUUUUCCAGAAGCACGACAUCCUAUGA